AUGAAAAUACGUCAAACAAAAGUUAAACCAAAAAUUAUUACUAUAACAGCUGAAAGAUUAUCAGAUCAUUCUCGUAUAACAUUUUCUAUGUCAUCUGAUAAAACAAUUGAAUAUUUACGUUCAUUAUUAAAUCAUCAUUUACCACCACAUACACCAAAUCAAUUUAAUUUAUAUUCAUUUCAACGUGGUGCACUUAUACAUUUUCAUCCAUCAUCAUUUAAAUUAGAUUAUUUUCCUGUUAUAUUUGAUCAAUCUGUUUUAUUAUUACAAAUGGAUGAUCGAAAUGUAAAUAAUAUGAACACACAUAGUAAUUAUAAAACAAAACAACAUAAACGUUCGUUAUUAAGUCAAUUUCUAUCGUCAAAAACUACCCGAAGUAGUACUAAUAACCAAUCAUCAUCGAAUAUCACAUGUCUAUCUAUAAUGAAACAAAUUUUUCGUCAACGUUCAAGAUCAAAUAGUAUCAAUACAGAUUAUCGAACGAAUAUAUUGACUUAUUAG
This is a messenger RNA of Adineta steineri, 501 nucleotides long. The record is from the annotation of a GenBank genome assembly. NCBI's taxonomy places the organism in Eukaryota, Metazoa, Rotifera, Eurotatoria, Adinetida, Adinetidae.